GAUUUUGCCCGACUACUUUUGUUGCUUGCUGAAUCUUGUAUUAUUAAGAGAAACGAAUUCAGUUUGUCGUGCACCUUCGAAAUUAGUAUAUCACUCUGCGUAUUACAGUGUUGAGUUAUAGUGUUCUGUUAAGUUUGUGUGAAUUGUUGGAUUUUGUAUUUGUUAUUUUGGUUUUGGUCAUUAUGGACGGAAUACCAGAUUACAAAUUUAAUAUAAAAUUAGCGAAGGCUGUGAAAAAAUACCCGCUUCUGUACAACACUGAUUUGAAAGAAGCCACAAUAAGGGAUUGCAGGGAAAGAGCUUGGAUAGAAGUGGCAGACGAACUGAAUUGUGAUCCGAAAUUUGCGCAGAGAAAAUGGAAAUGUUGCCGGACUAUUUUAGUGAGAAAACUAAGGCAAAUCCAGACGGGCGAAACAACAAAACAAUACUAUUUAUACAAUUAUAUAAAAUAUUUAAUACCAUAUUUGAAGAAAACAUAUGAACCUGGAACAUUAAAGAGAACGCUCACAGAGUCGUUACAACAAAUAAAUGAAGAAGCAGAUACGAAACAUUUAUCAGGAACGGAGCAUGGCACUAAAGAUAUUGAAAUGGUUGACGACUUGACUGAGAGCAGUGAUGAAUUAGACGAAAACAAUGAUGUCAGCUCCGAUAACGAAGCGGGAACAGAUGUCGAAAAUUAUUUCAUGUCUAUACCUCAGCAUAGCGAACCAACUGAGAAUAUUGUGGUUACCGAUGGAGUGACGAAUUGCACACCAUUGCAACAUACUUCCAAAUCCGUUAUUUCGGAACAACGGGACCAAACAGAGUCCCAAGUAGAGAGCGAAUGUCCCAAAAGGCUGUUUCUAUUAAGUUUAUUGCCAGAUCUCAACGAAAUGACCAACUCACAAAUGCGCCGAUUCAAGUGUAAAGUUCUACAAUUGAUAGAUGGAAUAUUAAACGAAAACAAUACCUUUAAAUAUUAAAAAUAA
Messenger RNA from Zeugodacus cucurbitae (melon fly), 968 nucleotides. RefSeq lists its product as uncharacterized. The coding region runs from base 183 to 962 and encodes 259 amino acids. Gene Ontology annotation, biological process: regulation of transcription by RNA polymerase II. The record is from RefSeq and is a predicted model, not a curated record. Gene Ontology annotation, molecular function: DNA binding. The transcript has 2 exons. Gene Ontology annotation, cellular component: transcription regulator complex; nucleus. NCBI's taxonomy places the organism in Eukaryota, Metazoa, Arthropoda, Insecta, Diptera, Tephritidae.